Messenger RNA from Vicia faba (fava bean), 744 nucleotides. Lineage: Eukaryota; Viridiplantae; Streptophyta; Magnoliopsida; Fabales; Fabaceae. The record is from the annotation of a GenBank genome assembly.
AUGGAAUUUCAAGACCAUGAAGAACAAGAAGAAGAGUUAUGUAUGGGUUCAGCGAGUUAUGACUCGUUACCUAACUCGUCACGAGUUAAGAUGCCAGGUGGCACUGAAGCUAUUAUGGUUACUCAUCCAUUGAGAAACAUCAUCAACAACAACGCAAGGUAUAGAGAGUGUUUAAAGAAUCAUGCUGUCGGAAUAGGUGGCCAUGCUUUAGAUGGUUGCGGCGAGUUUAUGCCGGCGGGGAAUGAAGGAAGUUUGGAGUCACUAAAAUGCGCUGCGUGUAACUGCCACCGUAAUUUCCACCGCAAAGAGUCGUCGACUGACUUCCCCGGCGGAGAUCCUUUUCUGUUGACGCAUCACCACCACCAUGCGCCGCCUCAGCCGCAGUUUGCGGCUUAUUAUCGAACUCCGGCUGGGUACUUGCAUGUUUCCGGACAACAGAGGCCGGGGACGCUUGCUCUACCGUCGACCUCGGGUGGUGGAGGAGGGACGCAGAGCACGAGGGAAGAUCAAGAUGAAGAUAUUUCAAAUCCGAGUGGCGGAGGUUCGAGUAAGAAGCGCCACCGAACCAAGUUUACACCGGAACAGAAGGAUAAGAUGUUGGAGUUAGCUGAGAAAUUGGGGUGGAGAAUUCAGAAACACGAUGAAGGUUUGGUUCAAGAAUUCUGCAAUGAAAGUGGUGUUAAGCGUCAUGUUCUUAAGGUUUGGAUGCAUAACAACAAACACACUCUCGGUAAGAAGCCCUAG